Orbicella faveolata is the source of this 4904-nucleotide messenger RNA. Its product is annotated as low-density lipoprotein receptor-related protein 6-like. Lineage: Eukaryota; Metazoa; Cnidaria; Anthozoa; Scleractinia; Merulinidae. The record is from RefSeq and is a predicted model, not a curated record.
CUGCAAUGUGCUUAAUCACUGCGGCGAACUAAUGACUGUACCGCUUGUCUUUUUGUGUAGUGGCAUUCAUUAUAGCCUUCAAGUAAUCUGUCUUAUCAGUAAUCACAAAGCAAGAUCAGGCUUGAUGGCAGACACCAAAAAGUGCAACGCUCUUUUUUUAUGUAAGAAUAUAGUUUCUCGGCCGGCCAAGGCUGAAUAUUCGAAAUUUUUCUGCCGAUUUUAGGCUGAAAUUAUUAUUGUGAAUAUUCUUAGACAAAAGCGUAUGACAUUAAGUUGAGCUGGUUUUGAUAGACAGUACGUAAUUAAUGAAUUUCGACAUCUUGUGCGGUCCGGGAUCAUUUGCGGACUCCUUGCGGAGCUGCACCGCGCAGCUUUGGUCUACCACCCAAUGCCCUAAAUUGAAUCAUUGCGGUAAGCACACGAGCAACACUUUGACUUAUGGUCUGCUUCCCGACGUCUGCUACUGUGAGAAUCCCCUCUUACCGUCAGGCGAAAAAGCCAUACCUUUAUUUUCUAAGAAUAUUCUUUUAUAAUUUUACCCGCUAACUACGAUGUAGACCUGUGUUAUGAGAAGGAAAUGUGGAGAAGUGCAAUUGUGAUCUGUCAAGAUGUAAAUUUAAAAAAAAGACCAGUAAUGAAACUUGACCCCAACCCGUUAAUACGGCUAAAUUUUCAUGACCUUUUAAAUGGGGCUCCACUGUAUUUCCUUUCACGCAAAAAAAAAAAAAUUCACGACGUCACUUUUUCCGCGUGAAAAUCCCAGAGCUUUAUUCCGUUACUUUCAAAACAAGGAAAAUAGAGAUAAAAGAAGCAGUUGAGACAUGGCAAAGAGGAGUUGUCUGAAUUCUUCUAAAUUGAACGUAAGAGAAUUAAGUCGUACAAAGUAGCAUCGAAGAGCUGAUCCCAAAGCAAUCCGCAAAUGAAAGUGUAAAGGUUAUUUAAACUUCCUGUCAACUUCAAUUUCAAAGCAAAUAAAGCUACGCAGCUUAAACAUGCAAGGAGAGCUUGCGGAUUUGGUUCCUUUUUUAAAAUACUUUUUCAAUUCAGGGAUAGCCAAGUAAAGGUUCAUCAAUCCUUAAAUGCACAAUUAUUUAUUGCAGGCCCUGCGCUAUCCCGCACACGCGAUCCGUGGUCAGUUGUUUUCGCCCUCAGAACACCCGACUUGGCACAAAAUCCUCACUACAUACCGCCGGUGUAUAGACUUUCUAAGUAAAUACUAGAAAUCUGCUCGCAGGCUAUUUGCCAGACGCCACACCAAAACGGAAAAAGUGUACGUAUAUCAGUUUGCUUACAGGAGAAGUCCCAUAUUUAGUCUCUGUUGUUUGGAGAGGUCCAAUCAUGGGAUUUUUGCCUCCUCCAUUUCUCUCUUUGCUAGUUCUGUGCAUAACGCCAUCGGCUGAUUCUCUGAGGCUUUUAUAUGCCAAUCGAAAGGAUAUUAGAAAUGUUGGGACGAAUCAAAAGAAUCCGAACGAAGCUAUAGUAGUCGAUGGACUCGAAGAUGCCAUCGCUGUGGAUUUUUGCUUUGCUGAAGGAUUUGUGUUUUGGGCGGAUGUUAGCUUGGAGAAAAUCAAGCGAAUUCGUGUUACAGGAGACACAAGGAAAGUCGAGGAUGUGAUCUCGGUGGGUUUGAAGAAACCCGAGGGUUUGGCUGUAGAUUGGAUAGCGAAAAAGUUAUAUUGGACUGACUGUAGAGAUUCUGACUGGGAAAGGAAUAGAAUCGAAGUUGCAAAUUUAGAUGGAACUAAUCGCAAAGUUAUUUUCUGGAAAAACUUGGGUCUUCCGAGGGCUAUUGCUGUGGAUCCACACAAAGGGUUCAUGUUUUGGACAGACUGGGGUGAAGAACCUAAAAUAGAGCGAGCUGAAAUGGACGGCUCCAACCGUGGAAUAAUCAUCAGACAAGAUAUUCAUUGGCCCAAUGGGCUUACAAUAGACUACAGUGCUGAGAAAAUAUACUGGACAGAUGCAAAAUUGUUUUAUAUAGCUAGAGCUAAUUACGAUGGUUCAAACCGUGAGAAAAUCGUCGGAACUCCCAUGCCUAGUCAGUGUGUAUUGGGCCAUCCGUUUGGUUUGACAUUGUAUGAGGACAAAAUUUAUUGGACUGAUUGGAAGACAAGAGGCAUUCACUCCAAGAACAAGAAUAGUGGCACACGGUGUCAGACGGUUUGGUCAAAUGCUUAUUCUCCUAUGGGUAUUCAUGCAUUUGAACCAAGAAGACAGCUGCCAAGGUCUGGUCAAAACCCAUGCAAUUCCACCUUAAAUGGAGGAUGCAGCCAUCUAUGUCUGUUGAAUACACGUAGUCAUUCAUGUGCUUGCCCGACUGGUGUGAAGCUUUUAUUCGACGGGAAAACAUGCGAGCAAAGUCCUGUCCAUUUCUUAUUACUGGCAACGAAAGAGGAUUUACGGCGCAUAUCGCUCGACACACCUGAUCUCACUAAUGUAGUUGUACCAGUUUCUGGUAUUAGGCAUGCCGUUGCCAUCGAUUUUGAUCCCGUCGAUAAAUUUGUUUAUUGGAGUGAUGAUGAGAAACUUGAAAUAAAAAGAUGUCGAAUGAAUGGACAAGACGCUGAGGUGAUAGUUUCAAGUGACGUUCAACAUCCUGAUGGUGUCGCAGUUGACUGGGUCGCACGGAACUUGUACUGGACAGACACGGGCACUGAUAGAAUUGAAGUCAGCAGGCUGAAUGGUUCAUCGAGAAAAGUCCUCAUCAGUGAAAAUCUUGAUGAACCUCGAGCGAUAGCACUGGAUCCAACUCGUGGAUACAUGUACUGGACUGACUGGGGAAAGCAUCCGAAGAUUGAACGAGCAGCCCUGGAUGGGAGUCACCGCAUCACCUUGGUCGAUACGUCUGUUGCGUGGCCAAAUGGUCUUACCAUUGAUUAUCUCUCUCGUAAGAUCUACUGGGCUGAUGCCAAGCUGGACAAGAUUGAGGUCAUGAAUUUUCAUGGGAGAAAUCGUAGAAUAAUUCUGGAUGAACGUGUGCACAUAUCUUUAGUUUAACUGUUCUUGGUAACCGCCUAUAUUGGACAGACUGGCAGACAAAGGCUAUAGAGAGUGUGAACAAAAGAACCCGAAACGACAGACAAACAGUCAUUGACAGCUUGCCUGAUAUGAUGGGACUGAAAGCGGUCAACCUUGGUCGUAGUUGUGGUUCUAACGACUGCCAGGGCAGCAAUGGAGGUUGUAGUCAUCUAUGUUUAUUCAGGCCUGUAGGAGCUAAAUGCGCAUGUCCAGCAGGGAUGAAGCUGCUUACUGACAAGAAAACUUGUAUGCAGCCUGCAGUUGACGGUGGAUACACUGCGUGGAGUGAAUGGGGAGCUUGUUCCACUACAUGCAACCCGGGUAUUCGAAUAAAAACUCGCACUUGCACCAAUCCGCCCCCAGGAAAUGGCGGCAAGAACUGCCGCAGAUUUGGAUCUCCUAGAAAGUUCAGGAUAUGCAACAAGAAACCGCAUCAGAGAUGCACACGUGAAUGAAGUUAACAAACUCUUUCUUUUUAGUAAUGAUAGUAUUAAUUGAGUAUGCCUAGACCUGCCUAUACUGCAGUCAGGGACAUGCUUAUCGAUAGAACAGUCCUGUUGACACAAUAAUUGGAGAGAAGAAGGUAUUAAAGAUGAACUUUACCUUUACAAUAAUGGCAAUGCCAUUAUUAUUUUUGAUUUCAAAAUUUUUAAACUUUUACAUUUUUAAAAGUUCUCUUCAAAUUAGCAGCCAACAGGUAAAGUUUGAAAGAAAAUCUAUUGUCAGUUCAAUUUCCAUGGAAUUACCUUAAACAGCAUGCUGACUCCACGGAUCACAACAUCUACCCACGAGACGCCCAGAUCCUCAAACGUGGUGUUAACAACUACCACAAGAGGCUUUUCCUGGAGUCAUGGCAGUCAGCUUUGGACAGCAUCGCUGUCAACGAGAGGAAACCGCUCCCUCUUGCUUACUUGCCGUUGAUUAAAAAAAACUCAAUUUAACGACAGCAAGCGCAGAGUUGUAGCGCGAACAAUAAUGAACUUUUAUACUGCAACGUUGAUGAAGGUGGACAGAUGGCACCGAAAAUUUAGUGAAGAAAAAUCAUAAAUCGGAUUAAGAAAAAAAAAAGGACGUUUAAGAGAAAAUCAUGUUUAUCCUAAGUUCUUUAAGCCUGAUUCUCACGUGCAUUGACAAAAGCUCGAGCACAAGUACAAGCACAAGCAAGAGAAUCCGCUUACAUGAGACGGAGUAAGAUAAGUAAACAAUCGUCCGACAUCUUGAAGCUGUCGGCACCAGAUCUCCUCGGAUGCUACCGCGUUUGCGUUUGUCUUGUUUGCUUAUUUCACGAGUGCGGACUCACGCUCGUGCUUGUCACAAAAAGUGAGAAGCAGACUAGUGAGUUCUUAUGAAUUUUGCUUUCUGGGGUUCAGUUUUUCUCUCCGUUGUUCAAAUUAUGAAGAGCAUUGUUAAAGAAAAUGUAUACGGUAGACAUAUUUCGUAAUAAUUAGCAAGGUUUUGGUAUUGUAGAGGAGAACACACAGGACAGGUUUUAUUGUGAGCAAAAACAUUUUUUUAACUUGCAGGAUGAGAUUGUCUGCAAAAGAAAGACAUGGGAGACUAAAGAAAAGGACAAGAAAAAUUGCUAGAUGAAGGACUAAAAUUUUCAUUCUUAAACUUUAAUAUCGCUUUAAAAGAUUUUCGAUUGUUUGUUUAUUCAUUUGUUUAUUUGUUUGUUUGCUUGUUUAUAUUUUAAUCUGGUUGGUGUGACUCGUCAUAUAUAUAGUUUGGUUUUUAACAUCAUUUAAUUUUCUCAAGUAUUGAUCAUAACACUGAUGGCCUCUAGCUUUGCCUGAGACGUAUCAUGUUCUAAUUGAUCGAGACAGCAACAACACCAAUAGUUUAUUGACACUCCCCUGAUGGGGCUUUUCAGUGACAAUACAGCAAAA